AUGGCAUCCAAGAACCUCCUACACCUCUCGGCCGCCGCCGUGCUGCUGCUGUCCGUGAUCGCCGCGGCGGCGGCGGCGGCGUCCUACUGCCAGCCGGGGAUGGCGAUCCCGCAUGACCCGCUGCGGGGGUGCCGCCAGUACGUGCGCCGGCGCGCGUGCGGCCUCGCGGCCGGCGCCGGCGGGCGGCUGUACGACUGGGCGGUGAAGGAGCGGUGCUGCCGGGAGCUCGCCGCCGUGCCGGCCGACUGCCGGUGCGCGGCGCUGGCCUACUUCAUGGACGGCGGCUUGGCGGCGUCGAGCGGCGCGCUCGAGGGCCGCCUCCUGGAGGACGUCCCCGGGUGCCCGAGGGAGACGCAGAGGGAGCUCGCCGCCAUGCUCACCACGCCGGGGGAGUGCAACCUCGAGACCGUCCAUGGCGGCCCGUACUGCCUCUCGCUCACCGACAGAGAGAUGCCCAAAUACUGA
Molecule: messenger RNA, 465 nt
Organism: Oryza brachyantha (malo sina)
Lineage: Eukaryota; Viridiplantae; Streptophyta; Magnoliopsida; Poales; Poaceae
Product: alpha-amylase/trypsin inhibitor-like
Exons: 1
Coding region: 1-465 (154 amino acids)
Molecular function (GO): serine-type endopeptidase inhibitor activity
Source: RefSeq, a predicted model, not a curated record